AUGGCCUCCUUUGACUUCGCCCCAGAUAUUAUCAAUGGCUGGGACAAACUUCCAGCCUUCCCAUCCGACAUCGAAACAAUUGAGUUUGACACUAUUUCACUCAAAGCUCUACAGGCUCGGGAGGGGGCAACAAUACGUAAAAUCAUCGAUUCUUGCAAGACUGUCGGCUUCUUUAGGAUUGAUCUUUCAGACACAAAAGAUGGUAUGCAAAUGUUAGCUGCUGCCAACGAGAUGUUCAAACUUUCUCAAGAGACUUUUAGUCUUCCUGAUGAAAUUCUUCUUGCAGAUGAUGUGUUCGGCAACGGAGAGUCUCUGCUAGGCUACAAGGGGCUGGGAAAGUCUGUUGUGGACAAAACCGGUCGCAGGGACAACAACCAGCAAUACUACAUCGGCUGUGGUGACCUCGAUGGUUUUGGGCGCUCCCAAGCCAAGUACAACAACAUUCUGCACGCUGCUUUUCCGGAAAUGAGAAAUUUCUCUUCCCUCGGCAGGUUCAUCACAAACGAGGUGCUUGACAUCCUCUCUACCGAUUUGAACCUUGAGGCUACAGACCCGCAAUACCUCCCUAAACUCCACAGCCACAGUAAUAACUCUGGUACCCAUGUCCGCCUGUUAAAAUGCCCUGCUUCAGCUGGUGAAAAUGCGAACCUUCAGGCUCACACAGAUUGGGGAUCCCUUACAGUCCUAUUCAACGCCAUAGGCGGGCUUCAGCUAUAUAUCCCAGACAACCUAAUUCCUGGUCAGAACGCGGGCUGGAAAUGGGUGAAGCCUGUGCCAAGGACCUGUCUUGUCAACCUCGGUGACGCUAUGGUGAAGUGGUCUGCUGGCAACUACAAGAGCAAUAUUCAUCGAGUUUCCACUCCGCCUGGCGAGCAGCAUCCAUAUGCUAGAUACAGCCUGGCCUACUUUGUACGACCUGAUAAUGACGUACAACUCCGGCCCCUAGGUAAACACCAAGAACUGUUCCCGACCUACAAGGAAUGGGCACUUCGAAGAGCAAUGGCAGGCAAUGCUGAUACAUUCAAGAACGGUGACUGGGAGAGGGGUCAAGGAACAGAGAGUGCUGUAAGCACAGCUGCUCGGGGAUGA
Messenger RNA from Didymella exigua CBS 183.55, 1089 nucleotides. RefSeq names its product Clavaminate synthase-like protein. The record is from RefSeq and is a predicted model, not a curated record. The transcript has 2 exons. NCBI's taxonomy places the organism in Eukaryota, Fungi, Ascomycota, Dothideomycetes, Pleosporales, Didymellaceae. The coding region runs from base 1 to 1089 and encodes 362 amino acids. Gene Ontology annotation, molecular function: dioxygenase activity.